Messenger RNA from Closterium sp. NIES-67, 3762 nucleotides. Lineage: Eukaryota; Viridiplantae; Streptophyta; Zygnematophyceae; Desmidiales; Closteriaceae. The record is from the annotation of a GenBank genome assembly.
AUAAGUUUCACGAUCUCACCGCUUGGAGCCGUUCGUAUCUUGGCGGGCACGGGCCAACUUCGAGGCGCUUUUCGAAUUCCGUUUCCAGCAGCACGACUUCGUGACGGCCGGAGCCGCGCAGCCGACUCUAGUUGUCCGCUGUCUGCGGGAUUGGCGCCAGAGCCUCGCAGUGCGCGGCACGUGCGGUCGUGUGCUCGGCGCGUCUGCGCGGCGACUGCUGGCGGGCGGCUGGUGGCGUGGGAAGGGCGAGGAGCGCCAGUCAUCCCUUGGCGUGUCUGCCAGUCAUCUUGAAGUUCUGCUCUCUUCCCCUCGUGACCUCCCCGCCCUCGUCUGCGCAUCCCGACAGCGCCCCGCUUGAGUAGGCUCCACGGGCAAGGCUCCUCUCACGCCGCACUCCUGCCCACUCGCACCGCUCUCCACGGCCCCUCGCCAUGGCCUCUCCAUCGAGCGCAGAGGCCCCUUUGAGUACGGUGUGCGCAGCAGGCGGGGAGGGCGGGGGGGCGGGAGAGGAGGAGAUGGCGGGCGUGCGGGGGGCGGGGAGGGACCUGACGGUGGGGGCGAGCGGCGACGACACGGUGGGCGUCCCUCGCGCUGUGUCGCGCGCCCUUCCUUGCCGUGCCAGCAUGGAUGGUUCAAGCCUUUCUUACAUUGUCGCUCUCCUCCUGCGCCCACUUUACCUCCCCUGCACAGCACCUCUCUUGUGUGUAUUCUCUCCCAUCUCCUGUCAUGUGUUCUGUGUUGACCUUGCAAGUGACCAUGUUACCUUGCAAGUGACCCUGUUACCUUGCCGUGCUCGUGUACGGUGUGCAACUGCGUUUGUGUGACUAUUGUAUAUAAGCCAAUAUAAACCUCAGUUCCCGAAGUUGAAACCAAGCAGCUGGUCUUGAAACCAAGCAGCUGGUCUUGAAAUCAAGCAGCUGGUCUUGAAACCAAGCAGCUGGUCUUGAAACCAAGCAGCUGGUCUUGAAAUCAAGCAGCUGGCGUCUUGAAACCAAGCAGCUGGUCUUGAAACCAGAGGCAACAAUUGUGUGAUGCAUGGGGCCCAAUCCGCCCAGGUGCGGGCCGUGUGGCACUGCGAGGACGUGCUGGCGCAGCUGUGGGCCAGCGGCGCGUUCGACGAUGCGAAGAGCAUUGUUGACACGGUGGUGCUCACGGACGUUGGGGCCGUGAGGCGCGCGCUGGCAGCAGUCAGCGAUUUGUCAGCAGAGGAGGCGCGGCGCCUUGUGUCGCAGCACCUGGCGCCAGCAGGCACGGAUCUGCACUCCUUCACGCCGCCGGACUUCCACCCACAUCCGCCCUCCUUCCUCCCGCACGUCACUCACCCCGCCACCCGCCUCUGGGCUCUCGCCGUGCAUCGCCUCUGGCCGCGCCUCUCCUUCCGCACCGCCCCUCCUCCCGCCACCCCUGCCAUGCCCUCCCAUCCCUCGCCCACCCUUCCAUCCGCCCCCAGUGCGCAAGCCCCUCGCGGCGAUCCAGUCCACAAUUCUGGGGGGGAAGGGGGAGGUGACUCUGGGCCCGUGCCACGCAUGCAGCAGCAGGAGAAACGGGGCGGGGGAGGAGGGGAAGCAGCGGACAGUGGGGUGGUGGUGCAGGGGGGGUCGCUGCUGGCGCUGCCGCAUGCGCCGGUGAUAGUGCCGGGGGAGCGGUUCAGAGAGAUGUACUACUGGGACUCGUACUGGGUGAUCAGGGGCCUGCUGGUGAGCGGCAUGCUGGACUCGGCCCUGGCGGCGGUGCGCAACCUGCUGCAUCUCGCCCGCGCGCACGGCCAUGUGCCCAACGGCUCCCGCGCCUACUACCUCAAUAGAAGCCAGCCCCCGCUGCUGAGCCACAUGGUGCGCGCCGUGCACGCAGCGCUGCUGGACGCAUGCGCGCAGGGAGAGCAGGCGAAGCAGGGGGGGCAGGGCAGGGCGGCAGUGGCUGGGGAGGAGGGGCCAGCAGACGCAGCAGAUGGGCCCGCAGGCACGGGGCGCGGCGAGCAGGCGGAGAGGCUGGUGAGGGAGGCGCUGCCCGUGCUGGUCAGAGAGCACGAGUUCUGGACGCAAGCCCCGCACGGCAUUGCAGUGUACCACCCUCCCUCUGCCCGCACCUUCCACCUCUCCCGCUACUACGCCAUGUGGACCCGGCCCCGCCCCGAAUCCUUCCCUCAGGACACCGAGACAGCAGCGCUGGCACUGCAGCGGUCCCGACACCAUCUGCGCCAUGUGCACCACAGCUGCCCUGCCGCGUCUCCCCCUGCUGCCUUGCUGGAGCGGGCGGCGCUGUUCCGCGAGCUGGCGACAGUGGCUGAGUCGGGGUGGGACUUCAGCUCACGCUGGAUGCGCGACCCUAAGGACCUCACGAGCAGCCACCCCAGCAGCGUGCUGCCCGCCGAUUUGAACGCGCUGCUCUUCCACCUCGAGCGCACCAUCGCUGCCCUUGCUCACUCGCUCCUCUCCACCCCCUCUCCCCGCCCCCCUGCCACCCCUGCUGCCACCGCUGAGGGGCCAGAGGGCGUGGCCAUCAGUGACAUGUCUCUGGCCGAGCUGGCGGCACGCUUUGCUGAGCUGGCGGAGCGGAGGAGAGAGGCGAUGGACGUGAUGAUGUGGCGCGAGGGGGUGGGGGCGGAGGGGGGAGGACAUGGGGGAGGAGGGGAAGCAGGCAGAGAAGAAGGGCGAGGGGGUGGGGGUGUGCGAGAGGGGCGAUGGAGGGACGUGUGGGUGGAGCCCAGGGGCAUGGGCGGGGCGGAUGGCGCUGCUGCGGCACAAUGUGGCUCUCAUUGUGAGUGGGUGGCGGUGCAACGGCCUCUCGCCAGCAGCACAUGUGCCAGCACCGAGGGCAGCUCUCCAGCCCCCUCCGAGGAUGUGUACGCUUCGGAUUACUUCCCUCUGUGCUGCGGCCUCGUGCCCGCUGGUGACCCGCGCAUUGACCUUGUUGUAGCAUCGCUGCAGUCCUCCAGUCUGCUGCUGCCGGCUGGCGUGGCCACGUCAACGAGGUUCACUGGGCAGCAGUGGGACUACCCCAACGUGUGGCCGCCUCUGCACCACGCCAUCUGUGACGGCCUGCUGCUCACCGCCUCACCUCAUGCGGUCUCUCUCGCCCGCCAGCUGGCGCACCGUUUCUUGGCGUCGGCACGGGCGGCGUUUGAGCGCACGGGCGCCAUGCACGAGAAGUAUGACGGCAGGCACAGGGGCGCCGUGGGAGGUGGCGGCGAGUACAACCCACAGGUUGGGUUUGGGUGGACAAAUGGUGCUGUGCUGUCACUAUUGGAUCUGUUUGGAUACGAAGAACCUUGAGUCUAUCCAAAGGACUUUCAUGCUCAGGGCGAUCCCAAUUAGGAUGAAAACCCUUAUUCUACCUUGUUGGAAACGAUGAAAAAGAAACUGAAGCAUUUCAGGAGUCUCGAGUGUUAUACAGUACGCGAGUACAGCAACAUCAAGGACUGACGAGUCAACCACGCUACAGUACCUUCGGACGGUUGACGCAGUUUGACGACACACGACGGAGGCUACAAUACAGAAAUCACAAGUGCAAGAGUCGAAGUUGUGGUAAAUGAAGUUUUGCAUUCCGGCAAGUUCUGUUUUUGGUGUAGUUAGCAGUAUCGAGUUUCUCGGUAAGGAAACAGGUCCGAGUGCUGACGCUAGCAAAGCAUCGUCUCAUUGAUGACGGCAGCAUACCGCUUCAGUUACGCGAUUAGGCGUAACGAGUCGUUUCAGUCACGCGAACAGUCGCGACCCUAUAGAAUGACGAAUAGGUCGCAUAGCGCGCAAUUAGCCGAACAGGUAC